This is a messenger RNA of Centrocercus urophasianus (Greater sage-grouse), 2268 nucleotides long. It is a transcript of the gene TOB2, whose product is annotated as transducer of ERBB2, 2. Gene Ontology annotation, molecular function: transcription corepressor activity. Gene Ontology annotation, biological process: regulation of gene expression. The record is from RefSeq and is a predicted model, not a curated record. The transcript has 2 exons. Lineage: Eukaryota; Metazoa; Chordata; Aves; Galliformes; Phasianidae. Gene Ontology annotation, cellular component: nucleus; cytoplasm. Bases 292 to 1311 code for a protein of 339 amino acids.
CGGGGGUGAGGUGGCGGCCGUACUCCAACCCACACCUCCGGGCGUCCCUCGGCACCUUCGGCCCUACAGCCACGACGCCACCCCCGGGCCCGCCCCGCGGAGGGAGCGCAGCGCUCGGCGGAGACAGAAGCCAGGGACGGAGCGGAGAGCGGUACACAGAGCCCGGGCUCCCCCGGCCCCCUCAGAGCCUGGAGCUGAGGACACAGUCUGCUUGGAGCCAAAUCUUGUCUAUGUGUGUGUCAUUUUGUCUCUUUUAAUACACUGCCCUGACUUGCUUGCUGUGAAGGGAGUAUGCAUCUGGAGAUUAAAGUUGCCCUUAACUUCAUCAUCUCAUACCUGUACAACAAGCUUCCUCGGAGGCGGGCAGACCUGUUCGGUGAGGAGCUAGAGCGCCUGCUGAAGAAGAAAUAUGAGGGUCACUGGUACCCAGAGAAGCCUCUGAAGGGCUCAGGCUACCGCUGCGUUCAUAUUGGGGAGACGGUGGACCCAGUAGUGGAGCUGGCGGCCAAGCGGAGCGGGCUGGCCGUGGAGGAUGUGCGUGCCAACGUGCCGGAAGAACUGAGCGUCUGGAUCGAUCCUUUCGAGGUCUCCUACCAGAUCGGUGAGAAGGGCUCCGUAAAGGUCCUCUACCUGGAUGACAGCGAGGGCUGCAGCGCUGCUGAGCUGGACAAAGAAAUCAAAAGCAGCUUCAACCCUGACGCCCAGGUAUUUGUCCCCAUUGGCAGCCAGGACAACUCGCUGUCCAACUCUCCAUCCCCCUCUUUUGGCCAGUCACCGAGCCCCACCUUCAUCCCUCGCUCUGCCCAGCCCAUCACCUUCACCACUGCCACAUUUGCUGCCACUAAGUUUGGCUCCACCAAGAUGAAGAAGGGCGGAGGGGCCGGAGGAGGGGGUGGCGGCGCAGGGGCCACGCAGCAACCGCGGAUGGUCAGGUCGCCCACUACCAACCUGCUGAAGCACAAGGGCCUCUCCCUGUCCAUGCACUCUCUGAACUUCGUCGGGAGCGCUGGGAGCCAAGCCCCGCAGUCGCAGCUCUCCCCCAAUGCCAAGGAGUUCGUUUACAGCGGCGGCUCGCCAGGGGCCAGCAGCCUAUUCUUCGACGGUGUUGCCAGUGAGAGCCAGGCCAGCAUCCCUCCAGCAUCGCAGUUCAAUGCUGGCACAGGCAGCACCUUUGAUAUGGCUCAGGUCUUCGGCGGCAGCACCAACAACCUCUUCUUGGAGAAGUCUCCCUUUGUGGAAGGACUCAGCUACAACCUGAACGCCAUGCAGUAUCCCAGCCAGUCCUUCCAGCCCGUUGUCCUGGCCAACUGAAUGCAGGGAAGGAGAGUAUUGGGGCAGGGGAGGGAGGGGGGGAACAACAACAACAACAAAAAAACACACGGGGAGAGAAAACAGAAAUAUACAGAAAAUAUUCAAAUCUUAUAAAUAUAGCUUCUUGGAAAAAGAGAGAACCCAGUGUUGUUGCGCUGUGCUGGCAACGCUCCUGAAGCACUGACUUGUUUUUUUUAAAUUCAGUCCCUGUGCUUUUUCUCCUACUCACUUUUUUACUCUUUAAAUGAGUCUCUGGUCUCUUGGGUUGUGUUCCCCCUUCCCCAGCCCCAGAUCGGCACAGGUGUAGGUCACAGUGCUCCCUUUUCACUCCCACCUGGCUGUAGGAGGGGCAGGCAGGAUGAGGUGGGCUUGCUUUGCUGUUACUGCUGUGUGUGUGGGAGGAGAGCAUCUCAUGUGCUUGGAGGUUCAUACUGCUGCACUGCUGUUGCUCCAGGCUAGCAUCCAGUUCUGUCUGUGCUGAGAAGCAUCUGCUGUCCCCUCUCAUCUCCAGCUAUGGGAGGACAGCAGUCCCCUUUGCGCACCGAUCAAGAGGCUUUUCUGUGCCCUUCUGGGGUUGGUUCAGAGGAUAGCCCUGCAGCAUAGAAGCACUGCAGGUCUGUCCCUGUGUGAGGAGGUGGUGCUGAGCUGUUGGAUCCUGUCCCUUCCUGGUGGACACCCUACCUGCAGGGCUGAGCAUUCACUCAUGAUCCUUUGGUCCUAGGUUUUGAGCUCUUGUUGCCGGCUGUGGAUUUGUCUUCAUCUUGGAGAGGGGAUUUUUUUCAGUAGUUAGAGGCAGCACUAUUUUGGAGAAGAAAAGGGCUAUGUUGUUGAAGCUGCUGUCUUGAGCGGUGGUAAGUGGUCUACAGGUCACUUCUGUGCCAGGGUCUGCGCCCCCAGGUGGGGCUGGAGGACCCUUGGGUGUGAAGGAGCCUCCUUGGAGGCUGUGGUGGGAGCACG